AUGCAAGUGUAUACCAAGCUCACAUCCACCGCACACCCAUGUCUCAAUCUUUCCCACCCAACAGUAGAAUCCUUCGUAUGGAACAUCCUUAUUCGAGCCCAUUUCCAACGCAAGGCUCUGCUCACAAAUCCCACCGAUUCCCCACUCUCAGUCUUCUUACGCAUGCGCUUCCAUGGUGUCGAAGCCGAUUUCCACACCUUCCCUUUCCUCCUCCAGUCCUUCAAUUCUCCAUCUCACCUCCAUUCAGGAAAAUCUAUUCACGCCCAAAUCACACAUUUUGGACUCUCUUGUGAUCCCUUUGUGCAAACAUCCCUCGUCAACAUGUACUCAUCUUGCCGCAAUUUGGGCUCUGCGCAACGUGUGUUUGAUGCGAUACUACAACCCGACUUACCCUCUUGGAAUUCUAUUCUCAACGCCAAUGUUAAAGUGGGUCUCAUUGAUGUUGCACGGAAAUUGUUUGAUCAGAUGCCUCAACGAAAUGUUAUAUCUUGGAGUUGUAUGAUGGAUGGGUAUGUCAGGCGUGGUCACUACAAAGAAACACUAGCUUUGUUUCGGGAGAUGCAAAAAUUGGAAUUCAAUGAUGUCAUGCCUAACGAGUUCACCAUGUCCGUUGUGUUUUCUGCUUGUGGCCGAUUAGGGGCACUUGAGCAUGGAAAAUGGGCACAUGCAUAUGUCGAUAAAUGUGGGAUGAAGGUUGAUGUGGUCUUGGGGACUUCUUUGAUUGACAUGUAUGCUAAAUGUGGGAGUAUUGAUAGGGCAAGGUGGGUGUUUAACCAUCUGGGUCCAAUUAAAGAUGUGAUGUCUUGGAGUGCCAUGAUCUCGGGCUUGGCUAUGCAUGGGCAUGGCGAAGAGUGCCUUGAUUUAUUCUCAGAGAUGGUGAAUAAUGGAGUGAGACCCAAUCCUGUGACUUUCUUGGGUGUCCUUUGUGCUUGUGUACAUGGAGGAUUAGUGAGUGAAGGUAAGGAGUAUUUUAGGAGGAUGAGCAAGGAUUUUGGUAUUGCUCCUUCAAUCCAGCACUAUGGUUGCAUGGUUGACCUUUAUGGGAGAGCUGGUCUCAUAGAGGAGGCAUGGGUUGUUGUAAAAUCUAUGCCUAUGGAGCCAGAUGUGCUUGUGUGGGGAGCUCUUCUAAGUGGAUCUAGGAUGCAUGGGGACAUUGAAACUUGUGAAGCUGCGCUCAGAAAGCUAAUUGAUUUGGAACCAACAAAUAGUGGAGCUUAUGUGCUCCUAUCUAAUGUGUAUGCAAAGAUGGGUAGAUGGAAAGAUGUUAGGCAUGUCAGAGAUCUUAUGGAGGCAAAAGGUAUAAGAAAAGUUCCAGGGUGCAGCUUGGUUGAGGUUGAGGGUGUCGUACACGAGUUUUCUGUGGGAGAUAAGUCUCAUCCAGACACGAGAGAAAUAUAUAUGAUGCUCGAGGAGAUAAUCGACAGGUUAAAACUGGAGGGCUAUAUAGGCAAUACGAAAGAGGUAUUGCUCGACUUGGAUGAAGAAGGAAACAGAUGGCACUCUCACUACACACUCAGCAGGAUUGGAAACCUGACUGCUCAAAGUGGAGCAAAGUUCAUUGGAUUUCAUACAAGGUCUCCUGCUAGUGCCUCUCGUUGUUCCAUAGCUUAA
Ilex paraguariensis (yerba mate) is the source of this 1611-nucleotide messenger RNA. Lineage: Eukaryota; Viridiplantae; Streptophyta; Magnoliopsida; Aquifoliales; Aquifoliaceae. The record is from the annotation of a GenBank genome assembly.